AUGGUUGCGAUUUUUCAUGAUAUAAUCGAGGAUUCUAUGGAGGUUUUCAUGGAUGACUUUUCGGUAUUUGGAGAUUCCUUCGAUCGUUGUUUGGAAAAUUUGAAGAAGAUGCAGAAGAGGUGCGAAGAGACGAAUCUUGUCCUAAACUGGGAGAAGUGCCACUUCAUGGUAAGGGAAGGCAUAGUUUUAGGACACAAGAUUUCGCGUGCUGGUAUGGAGGUCGAUCCAGCUAAAGUGGACAUUAUCUCACGACUUCCACCGCCCACCUCUAUGAGAGCGAUUCGGAGCUUUCUUGGUCAUGCGGGGUUCUACAGGCGAUUCAUUAAGGAUUUUUCAAAGAUCUCUAGGCCCAUGACCCCCAUCAGAUAUCUUUUCAGCAAACAGGACGCCGAACCGCGUCUCAUUAGAUGGAUCUUAUUGCUGCAGGAAUUUGAUAUCGAAAUUCAAGACAAAAAGGGUGCGUUGAAUGUAGCGGCUGACCAUCUUUCUCGGUUGGAGCAUGGAGACGUCAAGGACACGCGUUGGGAUUCAAUCAAUGACAAUUUCCCACAUGAGUCGUUGAUGAGUGUUGAGAUAUGCGAUGAGUCGCCUUGGUUCGCCAACUUUGCGAACUAUCUUGCUUGUGGGAUUCUCAUAAAGGGAUUGACUCACCAACAAAAGAGAAAAUUCUUUUCGGACGUCAAGCACUACAUUUGGGAUGACCCUUACUUGUUUAGGGUUGGUGCUGAUUAG
This is a messenger RNA of Helianthus annuus (common sunflower), 732 nucleotides long. RefSeq lists its product as uncharacterized. The transcript is spliced from 2 exons. Lineage: Eukaryota; Viridiplantae; Streptophyta; Magnoliopsida; Asterales; Asteraceae. The record is from RefSeq and is a predicted model, not a curated record. Bases 1 to 732 code for a protein of 243 amino acids.